Molecule: messenger RNA, 1174 nt
Organism: Nycticebus coucang (slow loris)
Lineage: Eukaryota; Metazoa; Chordata; Mammalia; Primates; Lorisidae
Gene: RTL10
Product: retrotransposon Gag like 10
Source: RefSeq, a predicted model, not a curated record
CUCUCCCCUUCGGAGGGAAGACCGUCCGCCAGGUCUCUCCCUGGGGAUCCCUGGACGCUCCGCAGGCGCCGCCUGUAGCCGCAGCAUGCCCUGUGGCCAGUGCAGUUGGCAGGGCCCUGGCAGUCUCAUCCGGGUGGCGGCCAGUUAUGCCAGUGCACACCCUUGGCAGCAGAUGGACCAGGCCUCUCCUGAGGUGGUAUGUAGCCCCCUGGAUCCCUGGGUUGAGCAGCCUUGCUGUGGGGACCUUGCAUGCCAGCGUACAACCGUGGAGUAGAAGAGCACAGCUGGUGGCACUCCCAGUGGUAAGCCUGCAGUAUGGGGUCCCCAGGGUGGGGGCAGACCUGGCUCCUGGCCCCUCAGGAUGGACUUCCACUGGGUGCUAGGUUCAGAUGGGCACCUCUGACUGCCCUCUUGGCCGCUGGACCGGUUUUUGGCCCAACUGGGUGAUUACAUGUUCUUUCACUUUGAGCACUACCAGGACAGCCUCAGCCGUGUCUGAGAUCCUUGGACACCUGACCGGCGAUUCUUGGUAUGGGCAGCCCCCCUCGACGGGGAGCCACCCCUGCCUGAUGAUCAUGAGCUCCUCUGGGAGGAUCGAGACCUGGACAGUUUUGCUGAGUACCAUGUGCUGUGCCCUUUGCCUGUCCUGGCCUCAAGCCAGCAGCCAGUGGCCCCACAGCAGCCUGUGGUGAGGCAGAACCUAGCCUGGUUCUUAGGGGCCCUGGCACUCAGCAUAGGUUGCCUCCCGGCCUGCCCAGCUGCUCUGGGCACCCUCUUGGUUUCUCAGUCCAGCUCUCCAUUCAGAAGUGCAGUGCCUGAGCAGUAGCAUGGCGAGGAGAGAGUCGCUGGGCCUGUGGGGCCUGUCCUGCCCAGCUCUACAUGUGGCUCAGACCUGGGUCUGCACAGCCCCAUCCUGCCCAGUGCCUCAUGUAGCUGAGACCUGGGUCUGUGCAGCCCCGUCCUGCCCAGCUCUGCAUGUGUUUCAGACCUGGGUCUGCAGGACCAGCCUGCUCCCAGCCAGAAGACCAUACCUGUCCCUACCCUUUCAAGAUCUACUAACCCCACCCCCACCCAGAGACCAGACCCAGCUUUCCCAGGGGAUCCAAAGCCCCAGAAAACAAAGAAGGCUUCUGAGACAGGCAGCCCAGGAAGUGUGCUCAGGUACCUCCCAGGA